AUGACUCAGACUAAGGAAACACCAUUGAUAUUUGCACCAGAAACAUAUCAAUACGACAAGGGUCAUUUGAACGAGCAUGAAGUGGCUACCAGUCCAAUAGAUCAAUUCAACGAAUGGUUCAAAUAUGCUUGUGAUGAAGUCAAAGAUAAGGAAGCGAUUAUUCCUGAAUGCACCACGUUUUCUACUGCUCGCUUACCAAGUGGUCGUAUCUCCAGUAGGAUCGUUUUAUUGAAAGAGUUGGAUCACCGUGGAUUUAUUAUCUAUUCCAACUGGGAUCAGCUGAAGAAAAGCAAGGACCGUGAAACCAAUCCAUAUGCUUCACUUUGCUUCUUCUGGCCACAUAUUCAGAGACAAGUUCGAGUUGAAGGGUUGAUGGAACUGGUUGAUAGAGAAACUUCCGAGAGAUAUUUUGCUACUCGUCCCAGAGGAUCAAAAAUUGGAGCUUGGGCUUCUCCCCAAUCACAACAGUUAUCCAGUAGAGACGAAUUGGCUGAUAAGUAUGAAUUCUACGAGAACAAAUUCAAGGAUUUAAACGAUGACGAAAUCCCUUGUCCCGAAUACUGGGGAGGUGUUAGAAUCGUUCCAUUGGAAGUAGAAUUCUGGCAAGGAGGUAUGAGUAGAUUGCAUGACAGAAUCACCUUCCUUAGAAACUCAGAAUCUGACACCUGGACUCUGGUACGCAUAUCUCCAUAG
Lizanozyma spartinae is the source of this 693-nucleotide messenger RNA. RefSeq names its product pyridoxamine-phosphate oxidase (gene PDX3). The coding region runs from base 1 to 693 and encodes 230 amino acids. Gene Ontology annotation, biological process: pyridoxine biosynthetic process. The record is from RefSeq and is a predicted model, not a curated record. NCBI's taxonomy places the organism in Eukaryota, Fungi, Ascomycota, Pichiomycetes, Serinales, Debaryomycetaceae. Gene Ontology annotation, molecular function: FMN binding; pyridoxamine phosphate oxidase activity. The transcript has a single exon.